Messenger RNA from Lactuca virosa, 867 nucleotides. The record is from the annotation of a GenBank genome assembly. NCBI's taxonomy places the organism in Eukaryota, Viridiplantae, Streptophyta, Magnoliopsida, Asterales, Asteraceae.
AUGCUUAAAGGUUUUGCCAUUUUGAUUGAGCAUAUGUGGUUGUCUGUGUGUUCAUGGUGGUUCAAAUCUAAACUGUGUGACUCUAUCUUCACUUUCUCGGUUCAAGUCACACUAGGAAGCAUUGCAUGUGAGAAUUUGAACAAGGACUCAUGUGCAUUUGCCGUAUCAUCAAGUGGAAAGCGAUGUGUGCUUGAGAAGAAUGUCCGAAGGAGCGGGGAGGAGGUGUUUGUUUGCAGUACCUCACAAAUAGAUACUAAUAAGUUAGCAAGUUGGAUAGAAACUGAUGAAUGCCUAGAUGCAUGUGGGCUUGACCGUAACAUCCUAGGGAUCUCCUCCGACUCCCUUCUUGAAUCUUGGUUCAUGCAAAAACUUUGCUCAACUCAAUGUUACAAUGGUUGUCCGAAUAUUGUUGAUCUAUACUUCAAUCUUGCUGCCGGUGAAGGUGUAUAUUUACCAAGCUUAUGUCAAGCACAAGGAGAUAGCAAGAGAAGACGGAUGAGCGAGAUAAGGAGUGCGGGUUAUGUUGGCGCACCUGGACCCAUGGUGCCCGUGAAAUUUAUGGUUGAUAGUUCCCCGACAAUAGCCCCGUCCCAUGUUGCCCCUCUUAUUUGAGCUCAAUACUAUAAUAGAAUGAUCCUCGUUUUUAGAUGUAUGAGAUCUAUGUAAUAUCUGGUUAUCUUCGAAUAAGGAUUGAUCAUCCAAGAAUAAAGAUUUGCAAUUUCAUCAUGUAUACAUAACAUCAAAAAUUAAUGAUGUUAUAAGUUUAUUUAUGUCAUUUCUUGUUUGAUAAGUAACAUGUACGGAGGGCCGGCCCUAGGGGGUGAGGCAAGCUGGGCGAUCGCCCCGGGCCUCGGCAAAGGUCGGGCC